UGACUUGCUUCCACUUUCCAGAACCGAAUAUUCAAUUGAAUCGCAAAGUUUAGGCAUUGUUAGUCUGGCUCUAAUUCAGCAAGUGCAACGAGCAGCAGCGUCGAACGUCUGAUGCAUCGCAACCCAAACAGAGCCUUAAUACCUUAGCUUCCGGAUUCUAGGUUCUAACCAAACCGCUGGUCCAUGUCAGCCUCUCUCCUCGCGUACCAUCCUUCCUCCGUUAACAGAAUCCCCAAUUCAACACUUGUUAGGGCUAGGGUUAGGGUUGGGGUUGUCAAGGUCCGAAAACAGGUUUUCACUUUCAAUCCAAUCUCAUCAUUCGUUGAUUCUCUCGCCGGCAGGUCUCCUUCCAACAAUAGGUGGAGAAUUUUUUGCCUUAGGCAUGAAGGCUCCCCUUCAGAGUUUUUCAAGCCUGAGGCUGGAGAGAAUAACUUCUCCCAGGAAGUUCCCGCUUUCGAUCAACCAAAUAACGUGAAUGGGAUUUCAGAUUUAAGGAAGGUUGGCAUCAUCAACCAAGCCAGAGAUGCGUUUUUUAGGGCAGAGCCUUGGGUAGUGCCGUGGACAGCUAAGACUGUUAUACAGGUUAUGCUCCUGUGGGUUUCUUCAUUCUGGUUGGUAGGAUCCUGGAUUGUUCCUUUCCUGGCAUAUGCUUUGGGUUUCAGAAAGGAGUCAUUGACGUACAGAGGGCAGGCCUUAUACAGCCUUUUGACAGAUGUUGCUGAAGGCCUUACUGGCAUUGCAAUCCUCCAUCGCUGCCUUGCAAGGUUCCACCCACUUUCAUCCGACUGGUUCAGGUUUAGUUUCCGAGGAAAGUGGCAAAUUGAUGUUGGCUUGGGCUGUCUUAUGUUUCCCCUUGUUAAUCAGCUGUCACAGGUCAACUUAAAUUUAUUUCCGUUGCUUCCCUCUUCACCUGUCACAGUCUCAAAUGUUGAGCAAUCUAUUGUUGCAAGGGAUCCAAUAGCAAUGACCCUGUAUGCGAUAGUUGUUGCAGUUUGUGCCCCCAUAUGGGAGGAGGUUGUCUUCCGGGGAUUUCUGCUCCCUUCCUUAACUAAGUACAUGCCUGUAUGGUCCUCAAUUUUGCAGGCAGAAAGCUUUCUUUGCUCCUCCCCCCCUCCUCUUUUUCCCCGGGGGAAAAAAGAAAGAUAUCCGUAGUUCUGUUGGGUGAGGAUUUCAGCUUUCAUUGAAAUAUUUCUGCAACAUCAGGGUCAAAAUUCUUGUCAAUGACAAUAUUGGAAGCUUCGCCUCCGUGAUUGCGUCAUGGUCAUGGGACUUCAUUUCUUCAUUUAUUGAUUAAUUUUAAUCCUUCUACCAUUAUUUCUUUUUUUGAGAUACUGUUUGCUCAUGACUCAUUAGUUAGCUCUGGCAUGAUUGAAGACAUUCUGUGGACUUUAACGAUUUUUAAACAUAUCCGUGUACCUUUGGAAUACCCUCUUGUCUUUUAAGGGGACAGCAGAGGGACCAUUCGGUUUCGGGCCGCUUUCCAGUUCUGGUUUUUGCCCCCUCUGAGCUUUUCUGAUGGCUCUAUCUUUCUCCGACACCUGCGGGGACCUGUGUCUGGUAUUUUUGUCUCUCUUCAUUGUUUGCAGAUAAUAAUAAUAGUACAAUUAUGAACGAAAAUGAUAUGUGGCUUUCUGUGGCAUAGCAACUUGGGAACUGAUAAAGCGCUGCUGCUCAUGUUAUUGGUGGAUGUAAAUCCACGAAUCCCCAGGAAAAUUUUGAAACAGGUUUUUCUGAUUUUAGAUGUACAUAAUUUGAUGCAAGUGAUGUGAGUUUGGGCGCAGAUUAGACGUCAUUUGUGUUGUCA
Molecule: messenger RNA, 1804 nt
Organism: Coffea arabica (coffee)
Lineage: Eukaryota; Viridiplantae; Streptophyta; Magnoliopsida; Gentianales; Rubiaceae
Biological process (GO): CAAX-box protein processing
Cellular component (GO): membrane
Molecular function (GO): metalloendopeptidase activity
Source: RefSeq, a predicted model, not a curated record